GACAAGCGGACUUUAUCCACUGUUAACACAAACUUCCACAUGCUGGGGUGUAGUAGAUGGAAAUAGGCAGCAGUUCAGUGUUUUGGACUUGAGAAUCGUGACUGAAGUUAUAAUUUAGCCAGCGGUUAUUGCUAAAGGGGUAAUCUAGUCCGCUUGCUAUUAUUACCUGUUGAGCCAAAUCCGAGACGUAAACUGCGUCGUUUACACAUUUUGUUACAUGAGGCGUUUACAAACAUAGUGGUGUCUGAGCUAUCCAAAAUUAUUUUCCUCGUUCGUUAUUGUUCUGCUGUGUACUUUCAGUCCAAGCACAUUCGGAUUUGUUGAUCAACAGCAAUGGGAUUACACCCUUUGGAGUUCAGUGAAUGCUACCUGGACAGUCCGUCUUUCAGGGAGAAAAUAAAGGAACACGAAGCAGAGUUGGAUAAAACGAGCAGAUUUAUAAAAGAACUUCAUAAGGAUGCAAAGAAUCUCAUCAAUGCCACUAAACAACUGGGGAUGGCUCAGCGUAAGUUCGCUCAGUCCCUGGGCCAGUUUCAGUUCGAGUACAUCGGAGAUGCUCGGACCGAUGAUGAGAAAUGCAUUGACGAAUCGUUGCAGGAGUUUGCGUCUUUCCUGAGGAACCUGGAGGACCAGCGGGAGCUCAUGAUGCGGAACAUCACGGGGGCCCUGCUCAAACCGCUGGAGCAGUUCCGGAAAGAACAGCUGGGCUCGGCAAAGUUGGAGAGAAAGAAGUAUGAGAAGGAAACGGAAAAGUACUACAGCUCCUUGGAGAAGCUCCUAACUCUCUCAGCCAAGAAGAAAGACCAGCAGCUACAAGAGGCGGACCAGCAGGUGGAGGGGAUGAGGCAGCACUUUCAGGAGCAGUCGCUGGAGUACGUCUGCAGGCUGCAGGAGAUCCAGGAGAGGAAGAAGUUUGAGUGCGUGGAACCGAUGCUGGCAUUCUUUCAGACGGUUUUCACCUUCUACCAUCAGGGAUUUGAGCUAGCCAAGGACUUCGACCACUACAAGACGGCUUUGCAGAUCAACAUUCAGAAUACAAGAAGUCGUUUUGAGGCCACCAGGUCAGAGGUGGAGGACCUGAUGAGGAAGAUUCAAGAAUGUCCUCAGGAGCACAUACAGACCAGCCAGCUCAGCAUCGAGGGCUACCUCUUCGUCCAGGAGAAACGACCUCCUCCGUUUGGGUCCAGCUGGGUGAAGCGAUACUGCACGUACAUAAAGGAACAGAAGUUACUGAACAUGAUGACCUUCGACCACAGGUCCGGAGGCAAGAUUGGUGAGAUAGAGUCCGUCACCCUCAAGUCCUGCUUAUGGAAAAAUAAUGAUGUUUUUGACCGGAGGUUUUGCUUAGACAUUGAGACAACUGACCGCCCGGGGCUGGUCCUCACCGUCCAGGCCCUCUCAGAAGAUGACCGCAAGUUUUGGACGCAGGCCAUGGGCGGGAAGGACCCCAUGCGCUGUAUUAGAACCUACUCAAAACAAAGAGGAAUUGAUGCAGAGCUGGAUGAAGUUGGAUUUUCCUUUGUGAAUAACUGUGUCAAUGCCAUCGAGAAAAGAGGAAUCUGCGACCAGGGGUUGUACAGAGUCGUGGGAGUCAGCUCUAAAGUUCAAAGGCUCUUAAGUAUGAUGAUCGAAGAGAAGACCGGGGACGAGGUGGACUUGUCUGUGACAGACGACUGGGACAUCAAAACCAUAACCAGCGCGUUAAAGCUGUACUUGAGGAGUCUCCCUGAACCUCUGAUGACCUAUGGGCUUUACAAAGAGUUUAUAGUCCCGGCAAAAUGCGGAAGCCCAGAGUCGAGACUGGAAGCGAUCCACUACCUGGUUCACCAGCUCCCAGAAAAGAACAGAGACCUGCUGGGUAUAAUGAUGCAACAUCUGUCCAAUGUGGCUGCUAACAGUAACCAGAACCUGAUGACGGUGGCUAACCUGGGCGUGGUCUUCGGGCCCACGCUCAUGAGGCCCCAGGAGGAGACCGUAGCCGCCAUCAUGGACCUGAAGUUCCAGAACAUUGUAGUGGAGAUCCUCAUCGAGCAGCAUGAGAAGAUUUUCGACAACCCCCCCAGCAUGUCACCCUCAGAGGAGGACUCCUCCCUCUCCGCCCCGGCCCGGCAGUCCAAGACGCGGCAGAGCCGCCAGAAGAGGCCCCUGGCCGUGUACAACCCGCAGGUGCUGGAUAUACAAGCAGGGACCACGCCCGCGCCCGCCACCAACGCGGCCGUGACCAACGCGGCCGUGACCAACGCGGGCGUGACCAACGCGGCCGUGACCAACGCGGCAGUGACAGACGAGGCCUCGCUGGGCAGCACGGACUCCGUGUCGUCCCAGUCCUCCGCCAACACCGCCUCCACGUCCGGCUCCCCGCUCGAGGAGGCCCAGAAGCACCUCAACUCCAAUGGAGGGACCCCUGUGGACAGCGUCGGAGCUCGGACCUCGAUGGUGUCGUGGGAGCUGAAGAUGGAGCCCGGCAUCACCAUUGCUGAGACGGUCGCCUCACCCGUCACCACCCCGAACGAGCUGCAGGGAGAGAGUGUCACCAGCAGGAAGGCCAAGGCGGUUUACCCCUGUGAGGCGGAGCACGACACGGAGCUGUCCUUUCAGAUCGGGGCCAUAUUCCACGGCGUGAUCUACUCCAGAGAGCCAGGCUGGCUGGAAGGGGAGCUGGAGGGCAAGCGUGGCCUCAUCCCAGAAAAUUACGUGGAGCUUCUGUAGCCCCGAGAGAGCCCGUCUGUGUCCCUAUGCAUGGUAUCCAUGAGUUUAUCUACACAUAGACCUUUUCUUCGUCAACACGUGCAUACUUUUUUAUGCUUUUAUUUUUUCCCCACUGACAAUUUACUGUAUAUCCGUCGAUCGACGCACAGACCCAGAAACUGCCAAUGAAAAUGCAGUGGUGGUUUUUUCCGUUGAAACAAGACAAAGAAUAGUUCGGCGGGAGAAAAAAAAGCCGCACGAACGGUGCUGAUAUGUACUUUUUUAAAGCCACAAAUGUGAACGUGGCUGACCUUUGUUAUUGUUGUGUUUUAAAUCCAGUUGAAACGGAUAACGUUGUCGUUUUUAAGUGUUCGGAACUAUUGCACGUUUUGGUCUUUGUUUUGUGAUCCGCGAUGAUUACAUGGACACGUUGCAUGUGGUGCACUAUAUAUUAUAACCGCAGUUACAUUUACAAAAAAAUGGAAAAUAUCUUGCAUGAGAUCAGUGACUUGUGCUAAAGGCCACCCUGCUUUUCCAGCGUUUCUGUCUGCAGGCUGAUUGGCUUCCUCUUGAGAUCAGACUCGUAGGAAUAUUGAUUGAGUCGAUAGCUCUUUCUAUAAUAUUGUGUUUGAUCAAGGGAUGCAGGAUAAAUGACCGCAGGCUCUCUUGCAUGUGUAUAAGGCUAUAUGACUGAAAUUAUUUCUAUAUGUGCACUCCUGCCCUGUUCCGUUGAAUUUUGGUAUUUUCAGCUCAAAAGGGUGCCAGCAAAACCAUUUUAUUAUAAGCUGUGUUACUGUAUAUUAUUUUUUAAAUGAUCACAAGGCAUUUUUCCAAGUCUUACUUUUGUAUUACAUAUUAGAGAAAAAGACCUCAAAUUGAAUUGAUAAAAGUCCAACCUUUUGUAGUUGUUUGAGGUUUUUGAAUUUGUAUCUAUUUCAGGUUGGUGUUCAAUAUUACACGGGUCGUGUACUUGUGCACAACUGCUGAUGGGGAGGAGGGAAGGCGGGGGAGCAAUCUCUCUGAAAGCUGUCCUGUUGUCCGUUUUUGUUUUAAAAUUAAAUCGCAGUAAUUUAUUAAAUUGAUUUAUGAAAUAUA
Conger conger (European conger) is the source of this 3783-nucleotide messenger RNA. Its product is annotated as rho GTPase-activating protein 10-like. Gene Ontology annotation, cellular component: cytoplasm. The transcript is spliced from 23 exons. The record is from RefSeq and is a predicted model, not a curated record. Gene Ontology annotation, biological process: signal transduction. Gene Ontology annotation, molecular function: GTPase activator activity; protein binding. NCBI's taxonomy places the organism in Eukaryota, Metazoa, Chordata, Actinopteri, Anguilliformes, Congridae. Bases 334 to 2709 code for a protein of 791 amino acids.